AUGAAGGAGAACGAGCCCAUAUGUGCAACGGCAAUCUACUAUUACGACAAUCAAAACAUCACUGAAAGCUCAUUGUCGUUCCGGCAAAGAGGUAGCCGGAUGGACGCCGUUGUAUACGACCAAGAUCGGCACGACUUCCUCCAAGUUGUUUAUGGCUUGGGUAUGAAUGAUGCCAGUGAAAGUGAAGUUACGCAAGAGCUUGGAGGCGUGGUUUGUCAAGAGGGUCGACUCCUGACAUUCCCCAAUACUGUUCAGCACAAAGUGUCACCGUUUUCGUUGGCCGACAGAUCAAAAAGCGGACAUCGCAAGAUCCUCGCACUAUUUCUCAUCGAUCCCCAUAGGCGUGUGAUAUCAUCUGCCAAUGUUCCUCCGCAGCGGGAGGACUGGGCGCCAGAAAACUCGAAAAUUGUGAACAGUGUGCAUUCACAGGUUUCAGCAAACUCGCCGGAUACACCUGGUCAAAAUGUACUCAGCCCGGUAAUGAGCAUGGAAGAUGCAGAAUUUUACAGACUUGAGCUUAUGGAAGAACGCAGUAUCGGGGCUGUGGAUAAUAACAAAGUGUUUGAGUCAGGAAAUUUCUGUCUUUGUGAGCAUUAG
Molecule: messenger RNA, 597 nt
Organism: Penicillium samsonianum
Lineage: Eukaryota; Fungi; Ascomycota; Eurotiomycetes; Eurotiales; Aspergillaceae
Exons: 2
Coding region: 1-597 (198 amino acids)
Source: RefSeq, a predicted model, not a curated record